GAGCAUCACAGCCCCGCAUUCAAGGAAACGGGCAAACGCAGCACUUUUUUGACUUUCCAUAAUGUUCUAGCCUCUGUGCAACACACGUCAUUUAUUAAGAAGAAAAAUAUACAUUUGGAUGUGGACCCUUAUGGAAGCCGUUUGUCAUUGAGGAGCUGGGAGUCUCUGCCCAGUGAAGGGAGACCCCCUCAAUUGUUUCCUGCGCCAAGAACUGUAAAGACAUGGUCAUUACACCGCAGCUGUGAUGAACAACAAGCAGUGAGUGUGAGAGACUCAGAGGAUGCUCCUGAUCUGCGGGGCCCAGCGCUGAGGGAGGUCCACGGAGCCAACCGUUGCCCACCAUGUCUCACCACCAACACUACCAGCGAGGCCCCCACGGCCGCACCCUGAGCACCGAGGAGAGGAGCGGCACGCCAGUCAACAAGACCUCCACGCCGGUUCACAAGAGCGCCUCCUCCUCUUCCUCUUCCCAGCGCGACAGCCGGCAGGAGGCAGACAGCUGGGAAAUCAUUGAGGGGCUGAAAAUCGGCCAAAGCAAUGUCCAGAGGCCUGAUAAGCACGAGGGUUUUAUGUUGAAGAAGCGAAAAUGGCCCCUCAAAGGCUGGCACAAGCGCUUUUUUGUUCUGGACAAUGGUAUCCUGAAGUACUCCAAGUCCCCCAUUGAUAUCCAAAAAGGCAAACUUCAUGGCAGUAUUGACGUCGGCCUUUCAGUCAUGUCCAUCAAGAAGAAAGCCCGGCGCAUCGACCUGGACACGGAGGAGCAUAUCUAUCACCUGAAGGUUAAAUCUCAAGACAUCUUUGAUGCCUGGGUCUCGAAGCUGCGUCAUCACCGGCUUUACCGACAGAACGAGAUUGUGCGAUCUCCCCGAGAGGCCACCAUGCGAACGUUUCCUCCCCCAGCUGCCAUGGAGUCCCCCCAACCUGCCUCCAGUGUGGUGCGUGAAGCCAAGCAGGCCAAGCCGAGCAGUUUGCCGUGGCAGCCUGUGGCCCCGAGUAGCAACAGCAACAGCAGCCUGCCUGCCUCCUACAGUAACGGCCAGAGCAAGGUGGUUGCUUGGCUGCAGGAAUCAGAGGAGAUGGACAAGUGCUCAGAGGAGCUCGCACGGUGCCAGUCCAACCUGACUGAGCUGAGCAGGUUAUUGCAGAGUUUGGAGAUUCUGCAAAGAACACAGUCAGCACCCAACUUCACAGAUAUGCAGGCCAAUUGUGUAGAAUUGUCAAAGAAAGAAAAGCGAUUGAACAGAAGAUGGAGAACAAAAAGUGUCGGCAAAGAUGCAAAAUUCCAGCUUCAGGUCCCCCUGUCUGCCAGCAUGUCCCCUGUCCGCCUCCACUCAUCCAACCCCAACCUGUGUGCCGAGCUGGUGGACUUUCAACCCCCCGUCUCCCGGCUGACGGACAGCGUCGAGUGUGCCAGUGACUACAUUAAACUUCAGGAGGAAUUCUGCACCCUCGCCCAGAAAGUUCACUCUCUGCUGAAGUCGGCCUUUAACACCGUGGCCAUAGAGAAAGAAAAGAUCAAACAGAUUCUGUCCGACCAGGAGCAGUCAGACCAGUCCACCCAGAUCAACUCUCUCAGGAAGUCUCUGUCACAGGCCCUGUCCCAAAACGCAGAACUUCGAACCAGACUGAACCGCAUCCACUCUGAAUCUGUCCUGACUGAACAAGUUGUCAGUGUGAACAUCAUCUCCACACCUGAUGAGGCUGGAGAACAGAUGGGGAUCCCUCUGACUCAGCAGGCCUCUAAUGAGAGCCGACUUUCCAUGUCAGAGUCUGUCUCUGAGUUCUUUGAUGCCCAGGAAGUGCUUCUGUCAGCCAGCUCGUCGGAGAAUGAGGGCUCAGACGAUGAGUCAUAUGUCAGCGAUGUGAGCGAUAACAUUUCCGAGGACAACGCCAGCGUGACUGAUAACGUCUCCAGACAAAUGGCCAACGGAGACUUUGCUGGCAGUGCCUUCCGUAACGGGCGCCGCAGCUGCCUGUCGGCGCCGUGCCCCGACACCAGCAACAUCAACCUCUGGAACAUCCUGAGAAACAACAUCGGCAAGGACCUGUCCAAAGUGUCCAUGCCCGUGGAGCUCAACGAGCCUCUCAACACCCUGCAGCGCAUGUGUGAAGAGCUGGAGUACAGCGAGCUGCUGGACAAAGCUGCAGAGACCGAGGAUCCCUUUGAACGCAUGGUUCUCGUCGCUGCUUUUGCCGUCUCAGGCUACUCAUCCACUUACUACAGAGCAGGAAGUAAGCCAUUCAAUCCGCUUCUCGGAGAGAGUUAUGAAUGUAUUCGGGAAGACAAGGGCUUCUGUUUUUUCGCUGAACAGGUGAGCCACCACCCUCCCAUCUCCGCCUGCCACUGUGACUCCAAGAACUUCACCUUCUGGCAAGAUGUGAGAUGGAAAAACAAAUUCUGGGGAAAAUCGAUGGAGAUUUUACCGAUCGGGACAGUGAACCUCAUGAUUCCCAGGUUUGGAGAUCACUAUGAAUGGAACAAAGUCACCACCUGUGUGCACAACAUCCUCAGUGGACGACGGUGGAUCGAGCACUACGGGGAGAUCACCAUCAGAAACACAAAGAGCAGCGCUUGUCUCUGCAAACUUACCUUCGUCAAGGGGAACUACUGGAGUUCUAAUGUGAACGAGGUUCAAGGAUUUGUGAUGGAUCAAGAAGGGAAAGUGAUCCACAGGCUUUUUGGGAAAUGGCACGAGGGUCUUUACUGUGGCGUCCCACCUUCUGCCAAAUGCGUCUGGAGGCCAGGCUCCAUGCCCACAGACUAUGAGCUGUACUACGGCUUCACCAGGUUUGCCAUUGAAUUGAAUGAGCUUUGCCCCGAGUUGAAAGAUGCUCUGCCCCGUACAGAUGCUCGAUUCAGGCCCGAUCAAAGACAUCUGGAGGAGGGGAACUUGGAGAUGGCAUCCUUAGAAAAGCAGCGCAUUGAGGACCUGCAGAGAGUCAGGAGGAAGUGGAACGAGGAGAACAACAUCAAAAUGGAGCCGCGCUUCUUCAAGAAAGUGGUUGAUGCCAAUCACAGAGAGAGGUGGGUCUCCAACAACACGUACUGGGAGCUCCGCAAAAACCCCGGCUUCAUCAAUAUGGAACCUACAGUGAACCUGUGGUAGCACACGGAUUGCCACGUCCAUCAUAUCGUCAUGGCAGACAAGACGGCUGUUACCUAUGCACAAUGAGGUGUUAAGAGAAACACGUUAACGAUGAAACAUCCGUGUGCAAGGAUCCGAGCGACUGCAGAGCUGAGGGAUGGCCUGAUGCCCGGCGACCCCGGCAAAGGUUCUGCGGCACUGCCACAUGGUCAUCCAUCCAUGGAAACAUCCUGUAGGAUCACCUUCAUUGUGCUUACGGAAGCUGGGUUGUCAGGGCAGAAAUCGUACCACUCCUAUGUAGAUCUUUCCUCAGCUCCUUUGACUUCUGAGUAUGUCCUUGCCUUAAAAAGACACCCAAACGAGUCACGCGAUUUAGCGCUUUUUCGUUGAAGCCAUUUGAUUUCUGACAGCAGUUUGGGUUAGACUAGUCUCUGAAGUAGACCUUUUGAUUACCUACGAUACCUAUGUGCAUGUUUAUAGAGCAGCUUUCACUGGCAUUAAGCCGCAUUUACUAUAUCAUCAAUUAUUGUAGAAAAAAAGGUAUUUUUAUAAAAUAUCUUGGACUCAGAAUUUAGUGAAAUAGGAUUAUGUGAGUUGGCAGAUACAUUUAUUUAUUUUUUGCCUUUUAAUACUGUUGAAUCUGUGUGAUAGCAGUACUCUCUCUUGGGAAACAGCUCAUUUAAAAUUAAUCUCAACCGCUGCGGAGGCAGUAUGGCGUCCAUAGAUGGAAUUUUUAAUGAAUAUUUUCAAACAGCCGCUUUCAAAGCUGAUCACGAUGUGGAAGGAGAAGUAGGUAUUAAUAUGUAAAUCCUACUCUGGUGUUUUAGACACGUGACGCAGCUACAACCUAUACAGAUGUUUUUCUUUUUUAUAAACACAGAUCUGUCACGGAGUCCAGUUUCUCCUCACAGUGAAGACUCUGUGUAAAUAGAGGGACACCCUCACCAGUCCUGCCCCACUGUCUAAUUUUAAACAUUGUUACGUGAAACCAACUCCUCUGACUGAAUCACAUGGUUACAUAAAUACACACAUAACUCCCUCCAUAUAUAGUCGGCACAUAUAUGAUGCACUCUCUCAAACAUCAAACACUCACGACGGCUAAGAAAAGAUGGUGUAGUGGGUAUUACAGACCGCAAAGCUCUCAGAGACACUUUGUGAUUUUGGGCUUUAUAAAUAGACUUGACAGUGAAACAGGAGGAAAACUGCCACAUAUUUCCAUGAGACGCUCAUCUACAUAGACUGUGCGAUUAUUUUUCAAUCAUCAAAGAGUAUUUAAUUUAAAAAUGAGUCAUUUUCUGUCAGAAGUACUGACAAAUUCCCAUCACUUUUUACCAAAGCGAUGUCUUAAAAUACAUCCUUGUUUUGACAAACAACCAAAAAAUUAAAUGAUAUGAAACAUAUCAGCAGCAGUUUGGUAUUUUUCUUGAUCUGCAUUAUUAAUCAAUCAGCAAAACAUGAAUACAUGUUAGAUUAAUUAAUUAAUUAAUUAGUUAGUUAACACUUCCAUGACUCAUUCAGCCAAACGCAUACAGUUAGUCCAGCAUGAAACACCAGAGCCACCCACAGGUCUUCACAUGAAAAUGCAGUUUCAGGAGACUGGGUCAACAAUGUUAAAAUAUGUGUUUAAGCCAAAAUAAUAAUAAUUGUACAAUAACAAUUAUACUGUUCACUAUUCAAAAUGUGUGUGAUUCCCUAGAGACUUUACUGCUAUGAUCUGGGCUUCUGCAAAGCACCAGUAAUUUGCAGUUUGUGUAUUUAUUGCAAAGCAGAUUUAUGUUUUAACUAGUGUCCCCCUUUUGUGUUACCGAGUAAGAAAAUAUCACAGGGGUCUCUGACUGAAAUCAGCCCCAAACAAACAAACAAACAAACACACACAGGACACUGAAGGAAAAGAGAAAAAAAGUGAAUAAAAAUAUUAAGAGUGAAAACUAUGUGAAGCAAAUCCAUCUUGUGUGUGCUGUUUAUAUGGUACUGUAGAUUACAAACCAAAUGAGUAGUACUGCUUUGCCAUCAUAUACUUACCCACCUUUUUUUUUUAAAUGUACUUAAAGAGAUAGUUUUGUUUUUGAGUGUGAUUGUGUGAAGUACUUAUCCUCAGUCAGUGUAUUAGCUACAGUAGAUCUCUGUUGACAUGCCCCCAGUUUGGAGAAGCUGCAGAAAUAAAGGUACAUAAGCUAAGCAUUGUACUGCUGUGGCCAGGGGCAGCAGGAAAACACAUUUGAGUCACAAAAAGAGGCCCACCUAAAAAAAGAGCCAACAUUAGAUUAAUUGUACACUUAAGUUUAUAAUAUUUAGAAUGUUUUCACCUUGCCAUCAGACAGCCCUUUCUAAUGUGGAACUGGAGGCUCUCUUCAAAGCAGCCAGACUCCAUUGACAGAAGCAGUAUUUUUAUCCUUGAAAAUGCUUGAAUUUAAAUGUUGUAUUUUCUAGGUUUAAAAAGUGCUUGGAUUUUGGAUAAAGUGCUUGUAAAUGCUUGAAAUUCUUACUCUAUUUCUCUUGCAAUCUGACUAUAUCCAUCUAUAGACUAUAGAUAAUCACAUGUUCAAUGUAAAUAAUAAUGAGUAGCCUAUCUGAAAUGAAGACCGUUCCUCCUAAAAGUGUAAUACCAUCGCGGUUACGUGAAAUCUCCCCCUUUUAGUAUGUAAGUACUCAUCUAAAACAUGCAAUUUACAACAGGUGUAAGAUACUGGAAAAGCUUGAAAAUUGACAAUGAAAGUCCUUGAAAAAUGCUUGAAUUUGACCACUGCUAAAGUGUACGAACCCUGCGGAUAACUUGCUUGCAUUAUUUGACAUUUUUUGACAAAAAUCGACAUGCUAUAGUAUGGUUUUUACGUUUUUUUGACAUUGCAUAAUAUGGUGUUUUUCUGUAAUUUCUGGCCAUUUUAUGGUCUAAUAUGUAUAUACAGGCCAUAAUUGACCCAUUUUAAGCAUUUUUAGGGAUUUUAAAAUUUGACCUUUUUUUGACAAAAAUCAACAUGCUAUAGUAUGACUUUCUUCAGUUUUUGGACCUCCAAUGAUAUGGUGUUUUACUGUAAUUUCUGGCUAUAUUAUGCUUUAAUAUGUAUCAACAGACUGUAAUUGACCCAUUUUAAGCAUUUUUAUGCAUUUUAAAAUUUAAUAA
Molecule: messenger RNA, 6207 nt
Organism: Centropristis striata (black sea bass)
Lineage: Eukaryota; Metazoa; Chordata; Actinopteri; Perciformes; Serranidae
Gene: osbpl6
Product: oxysterol binding protein-like 6
Exons: 23
Coding region: 342-3107 (921 amino acids)
Cellular component (GO): plasma membrane; perinuclear endoplasmic reticulum; intracellular membrane-bounded organelle
Molecular function (GO): cholesterol binding
Source: RefSeq, a predicted model, not a curated record